Molecule: messenger RNA, 825 nt
Organism: Nilaparvata lugens (brown planthopper)
Lineage: Eukaryota; Metazoa; Arthropoda; Insecta; Hemiptera; Delphacidae
Product: craniofacial development protein 2-like
Exons: 3
Coding region: 1-825 (274 amino acids)
Molecular function (GO): catalytic activity
Source: RefSeq, a predicted model, not a curated record
AUGGAUGGGUUUAAAACGAAAUAUUCCGGAGGUAAAAGCUCCCCAAUCGGAUCUCCGGGGGGAGCAGUGGCGAACCAGAACAUGAAAGCAAGGCUGAAGAGUGUGAAGAUCGGAACGUGGAAUGCAAGAAGCCUCUUUGCAUCGGGAAAGUUGGAAAAUGUGGUGAAGGAAAUGUCAAGACUCAGCAUAAACAUUCUGGGAAUAAGCGAUGUCAGAUGGCCAGGCAGUGGUAAGUGUGGAACGAAUAAUGGAGUUUUCUAUUACUCAGGAAUAGAUGAUCCAAAUCAUCGGUAUGGUGUGGGAGUAAUUAUAGAUAAGGCUACCAAUGCAUCAGUUCAGAGUUUUACACCAUAUUCAGAAAGAGUCAUGAUGUUACAAAUAAAAACAUGCACAGGACACCUGAACAUCAUACAAAUAUAUGCACCAACUGCAGACUUGGAGGAAGUAGAAGUCGAGGAGUUCUAUGCGGAACUGGAAACAAUAAUUGCAAGCACUAAGAAAAGUGAUGUAACUAUAGUAAUGGGGGAUUUUAAUGCUAAAGUGGGCAAAGAUAAGGUAGAAGCACAUACAGGGGGUUAUGGACUGGAUUUUGAAAAGGCAUUUGACAAGGUAAGGCAUGGAGUGAUGUACAGGUUGCUUGACAACAAGGGCAUUGAUGCGGGCGAUAUAAAAAUAAUCAGCAAUCUUUAUUGGGGUCAGAAGGCGGCUGCAAGAAUAGAGAAUCAAUUGACUGAGGAAAUCGAGAUCCGCCGAGGGCCACUAAUCAGCGCUAUGUACUGCAACUAUUUUGCCAUUCUCGCCAAACAACUGAUGCAUGCUGGGUGA